This is a messenger RNA of Indicator indicator, 2019 nucleotides long. It is a transcript of the gene DHX58, whose product is annotated as DExH-box helicase 58. NCBI's taxonomy places the organism in Eukaryota, Metazoa, Chordata, Aves, Piciformes, Indicatoridae. Gene Ontology annotation, molecular function: DNA binding; single-stranded RNA binding; hydrolase activity. The transcript is spliced from 12 exons. The record is from RefSeq and is a predicted model, not a curated record. Gene Ontology annotation, biological process: innate immune response; response to virus; positive regulation of interferon-beta production. Bases 1 to 2019 code for a protein of 672 amino acids. Gene Ontology annotation, cellular component: cytoplasm.
AUGGAGCUCCGCGGGUACCAGCUGGAGGCGGCGGCCCCGGCCCUACGCGGCCGCAACUGCAUCGUCUGGCUGCCCACGGGCGCCGGCAAGACUCGCGUGGCUGCCCACGUCUGCCGGCAGCACCUGCAGAGCCGCAGCGGGGCCAAGGUGGCCUUCCUGGUCAACAAGGUGCAUUUGGUGGACCAACAUGCCCAGAAGGAGUUCCAUGAGCUGCAGAAAGACUUCAAGGUGGCAGCCGUCAGCGGGGAGAGCAGCCACAAGACCUUCUUUGCCGAGGUGGUGAGGCAGAGCGAUGUUGUCAUCUGCACGGCACAGAUCCUGCUGAACGCUCUGGGCAGUGGCCAGGAGGAUACCCACGUGGAGCUGCUGGAUUUCUCGCUGCUGGUGAUUGAUGAGUGCCACCACACCCACAAGGACGCUGUCUACAACAGGAUCAUGCUCAGCUACCUCCAGCGCAAGCUUGGUGGGCAGCAGGACCUGCCUCAGGUCCUGGGCCUGACAGCUUCCCCUGGCACUGGGGGGGCAACCACCCUCAAGGGAGCCAUAGAGCAUAUUCUGCAGAUCUGUGCCAACCUGGACACUGAGGAGAUCUCAUCGGCACAAGAGGAGGUCCAGCAGCUACAGAGCCAAGUGCCCCAGCCCAGGAAGCAGCACGACCUGUGCCAGGAGAGAGUGCAGGACCCCUUUGGUGAGAGGCUGAAGAAGAUGAUGGAGCAGAUCCAGCAGUACAUGGAGAUGCCUGACCUGCCUCAGGACUUUGGCACACAGAUGUACGAGCAGCGCAUUGUGGAGCUGGAGAAAGCAGCGGCAGAGGGGUUCUGCCGCAGGAGGCGGCUGUGUGCCCUGACCCUGCGCAGGUACAACGAUGCACUGCUGGUCAGUGACUCUGUGCGGAUGGUCGAUGCCUUCCAGUGCCUCCAGCAGUUCUAUGCUGACCACGGGGAUGCCAGGGACCCCACCGAACGGUUCCUCAGUGCCAUGUUUGAGGAGAACAGGAGGAGCCUGCAGGCACUCACCAGAGAUCAGCGGUAUGAGAACCCCAGGCUGAGCAAGCUGGAGGAGAUCCUACGGGAGCACUUUCAGCCCCUGGGCACCUCUCGUGGCAUCGUCUUCACCAAGACAAGGCAGAGUGCCCACAGCCUGUUGAGCUGGCUGCAGGACACUGCUGCACUCCAGCACAUCAGGGCUGCCGUCCUCACCGGCGCUGGCUACAGCAACCAGACCAAAGCCAUGACGCAGAAUGAGCAGCAGGACAUCAUCAAGCUGUUCCGUGCAGGAGCCCUCAACCUGCUCUUCUCCACCAGCGUGGCUGAGGAGGGCCUGGAUAUCCCUGAGUGCAACAUUGUGGUCCGCUAUGGGCUGAUGACCAAUGAGAUCGCCAUGAUGCAGGCCCGGGGCCGCGCUCGUGCCAAGGACAGCGUCUACUCUGUUGUCGCCAAAACCCACAGCAGGGAAGUCUCUCGUGAGCUGCUCAACGAGAGCCUGGUGGAGCUCAUGGAGAGGGCGAUCAGAGUGGUGCAGGCCAUGCCCAAGCAGGAAUAUUACCUCAAGAUCAGGGAGCUGCAGCAGGUGGCUGUUGCCAGCUGGCAGCUGAAGGAGGCCAGGCUCAGCCAGCGGCGGCAGCUGCAUGACCCUGGCACCGUUCGUCUGUACUGCGUCAGCUGCGGUGUGGCUGUGUGCCAGGGCAGCGACAUCCGCACUGUGGAGGGCACUCACCAUGUCAACAUCCACCCCAGCUUCGGGCUCUGUUACAGAGUUUCCUCGGGGAAAAUGCACUUCCAGAGGACUUUCAAGGACUGGGAGCCAGGCUGCCGCAUCGCAUGCAGCCAGUGUGGCCAGGACUGGGGCAUGGAGAUGAUCUACCGACAGGUGAAGCUGCCCAUCCUCUCCAUCAAGAACUUCGUGAUGGAGACACCAGCUGAGAGGAAGAGGUACAAGAAGUGGAGCGCUGUGACGUUCCCCAUCGAGGAGUUUGACUACACCGAGUACUGCUGCAGCACCCACAGCCAAUCCUUCUAG